Penicillium waksmanii is the source of this 1920-nucleotide messenger RNA. RefSeq names its product TLD domain-containing protein. Bases 1 to 1920 code for a protein of 639 amino acids. The record is from RefSeq and is a predicted model, not a curated record. The transcript has 2 exons. Lineage: Eukaryota; Fungi; Ascomycota; Eurotiomycetes; Eurotiales; Aspergillaceae.
AUGGGCGCGGGCCAGUCGAGCGAGUAUAGCGGAGCGUCUCCAGAGGAGCUAAGCUACGUGCUUGCGGAGCGGUUUGCAACGAAAUGCUUCACCCCACUAGAGCUCACCCAUUUCAAAGACAACUUUUACCCCCGUGCUGCAGAGCAAGGGGGCCUCCGAUACUGGAAUGAGAAGACACUCUCUGAUUUCCUUGGUAUCCCAGAUGGCAGCUUUGCGGCAGCCCAUGAAAACCCCUUAGAUGCGGGACCAGUCAUCUUCCGCAUGGUUUCGUAUUUGGGAGCAUUCCCGUUCCAAAAUACCCUCGCCCCGAGCGUUUUGACGUUUGAAGCGAUGGUGAAAGUGGUUGUGUUGCUGACGGAGCGUUAUGGCAAGGCACUGCGAAGAGGGCGAAAGGACCGGAUUAAACUACUAUUCGGUAGUCUGGCAGAUGUUGGAAGAAAAUCCAUUGCGCAGCAAGAUCCUAGGGAAGAUGAGGAAUCGCCAAAAGAAGAAGAGACUGACGCUCGACAUCUCAACUCGCAUGCCCCUGGUUUUACAAUAGACGAGCCCGCAAACGACGACUAUGAUGAAGACGAAGAUGACGACCUUGCACUCGCCGCGUUGGAGUCACUUGAUGCGAUUGAGGUGUUCAAACAUGAUCACCGGGUGGAUCGGACAGUCUAUGAGACAAGCAUCUCGCUUGAUACGUUCCGUCGACUUCUAAUGCUGCUACUCGUUAUUUCGCCCUUGAAGUCUUUAGAGUCUGUCAAGACCUACACGUCUGAUCUCAGCAAUGAGAAGAUAGCCGAAAUCCAGAAAGAGGCAGAUUGGGUCAUAUCGGCAUUUUCGCCAGAAGAAAACGAUGGUGGUAUCUCAUACAGAGCAUUUGCUCGCACGAUAUCCUCAUCUUUGCCAUACCUCUUCGAUCCCCUGACACCGCUAUUCGAACAUAUGCUCUUUAGCAGAAAUCUAAAUCUCUCGCAAAAACGAAACAGCAACGCUAUCAUUGAGCAACAAACAAGUGAAAAGGCCGAAGAGACACAUCCACCAACUUCAAUCAUGCUACCAGGAAGUUUCGAGUCAUCUAUUCUCAACUCAACCCUCAUAUCUCACAUCUCCUUCUUCCUACCAGCGUCAUCCCCCUCAAUCGAUCUAUUCCGCAGCGGUGUCCGCCUACAUCCGGUGUUCUCAACAGCAGCACACGGCUCUUCACUGACCUCUUUUUCACACAACGUCAUGACCUGGCAAUCACCCUCUCUCCUCCUUCUACAAGGGGCCCCCGAAGACUCAGACUCGGAGAAAGACCUAAUAACACUGGGCGCUUACAUCCCCCACCCUUGGAAAUCGCCUUCUUCGCACGGUUCAUCAUCCUCAUCUUCAUCCUCCACUCCUCUUCCAUGCCUCUUCCAACUAUCCCCCAAACACAAAGUCCUACCAGGAAACCCCUCCCCAUCCAUAGAAAAACAACCAAACACCCCCGCAGCCUGGUUCUCAACAACUUCCGGCAUCGCCCUGGGCUGCCAAAUCCCGCCGUCCUCACGCACGACCCACACAGUUCCCAAACCGCACGGCGCGGGCAGCCUCCUCAUAGACGUGAAUCUCGAAACAGCGGAAUUUUGCACUGAACCCGUCGGACACGAGGGUGUUUUCUUGCCAUGUACCACGGCUUCGCCGAAUGAGUCUGCGACAAGGGUCAAGAUCGAUAUCUAUACCCUUGAAAUUUGGGGUGUUGUGCCAGGUCCAGAGAACCAACACGGAUUAGGUGUUGAGGAUGAUGCAGUGAAGUUGCAGCGUGCGAACUGGGAAUUCGAGGCUAGAGAGGCGGAGCGGAGGAGAAAUGUUAAUAUCAAGGCUGGGGGUGGCGAUUCGGCUAAGGAGAGUGCUAGGUGGUUGUUGGAGACGGCGGGAAUUAUUACGGAUCAUGGACAGCAUGAUGGGUAG